AAGUCGCCCGUCCUGCAUCCUGCUCACAGCUGCAGUCGGCAAAUCGGAUGACGUACGAGCGCAGUGGAUGGAGAAUAUAGGACACAAAACAGCAGCAGCGUCUUAUCAUUUGAAGGAAAGUCGAAAUGGGCACCUCCGACUCAAAGCUGAACUUCAGGAAAGCAGUGAUACAGCUAACAACCAAAACACAGCCCGUGGAAGCUACAGACGAUGCAUUCUGGGACCAAUUCUGGGCAGAUACUGCCACCUCUGUCCAGGACGUAUUUGCGCUUGUGCCAGCCGCUGAAAUCCGAGCUGUCCGAGAGGAAUCGCCCUCCAACCUGGCCACUCUGUGUUACAAGGCUGUAGAGAAGCUGGUCCAGGCGGCGGACUCCGGCUGCCCCGCGGAGCAGGAGAAGCAGAUCGCUCUGAACUGUGCCCGCCUCCUCACCCGCAUCCUGCCCUACAUCUUCGAGGACCCGGACUGGAGGGGGUUCUUCUGGUCUACGGUGCCCGGUGCAGGGCAGGCCGGGAUGGACGAGGGGGAGGACGACACUGCCCGUCCCCUUGCCGAAUCCCUCCUGCUGGCCAUCGCUGACCUGCUCUUCUGUCCUGACUUUACUGUGCACAGUUACAGGAAAGGGGGUCCCGAUACGGCUGAGGACAUCCACUCCAUCGACAGCUGUGAAUACAUCUGGGAGGCAGGGGUGGGGUUUGCUCAGUCCCCGCCUCUCAACUACAUCCACGACCUCAACAGGACGGAGUUGUUGAAGCUGUUGUUGACCUGCUUCUCUGAGGCAAUGUACCUGCCUCCCUCCUCUUCUGAAGACAGUAUUGUCAAUCCCUGGGUGACCUUUUUCUGCUCCACGGAGAACAGACACACGCUUCCCCUCUUCACCUCCCUGCUCAACGUGGUGUGUGCCUACGACCCCGUGGGCUAUGGCAUCCCCUACAACCACCUGCUGUUCUCUGACUACCGGGAGCAGCUGGUGGAGCACGCUGUCCAAAUACUCAUCGUCACCCUGGAACACGGGACCCCCGUCACGGACCCCUCCUCCUCACCCCCCUCCUCCCCCUCCAGCAUGGAUGAGCAGGAAUCUAUUGGUCCGGAUAACCUCUUUGUGAAUUACUUAUCCAGAAUCCACCGGGAUGAGGACUACAACUUUGUCCUGAAAGGGCUGGCUCGUCUUCUGACCAACCCCCUGUCCCAGACCUACCUGCCAAACUCCACCAAGAAGAUCCAGUUUCACCAGGAGCUUCUCAUUCUCUUUUGGAAGCUGUGCGAUUUCAACAAGAAAUUCCUCUUCUUUGUGCUGAAGAGCAGUGACGUGCUGGACAUCCUGGUGCCCAUCUUGUACUACCUAAAUGACGCCCGUGCGGACCAAUCCCGCGUUGGCCUCAUGCACAUCGGUGUAUUCAUACUGUUGCUGCUGAGUGGGGAGAGGAAUUUUGGGGUGCGUCUCAACAAGCCGUACACCAUGCACGUCCCCAUGGACAUCCCCGUUUUCACCGGGACCCACGCUGAUCUGCUCAUCGUGGUUUUUCACAAGAUCAUCACCAGUGGACACCAGCGCCUGCAGCCACUCUUUGACUGCCUGCUCACCAUCGUGGUGAACGUGUCACCUUACCUGAAGAGUCUGUCCAUGGUCGCUGCCAACAAGCUGCUCCACCUGGUGGAGGCCUUCUCCACCACCUGGUUCCUCUUCUCCGCCUCACAGAACCACCACCUGGUGUUCUUCCUGCUGGAGGUCUUCAACAACAUCAUCCAGUACCAGUUUGAUGGGAACUACAACCUGGUGUACGCCAUCAUCCGCAAACGCAACGUGUUCCACCAGCUGGCCAACCUGCCCUCGGACCCCGCCUCCAUCCAGAAGGCCCUGCAGAGGAAGAAGAAGUCGCCGGAAGCCAUCUCCCGCACCAGCUCCCAGGAGACCGUUUCCAUGGAGGGCUCCCGCCCGGCGGUGCCCGCGGAGCCGGGCACGCUGAAGACCAGCCUCGCCGCCAUCCCCGCCAUUGACAAACUGACGGAGAAGUCUCAGGUGUCGGAGGACGGGACCAUGGUCACGGUCACGCAGACGGACUCCCCUCAGACCCCGCCGUCGGACCACAGCGGAAUCGCAGGCGCCAGUGACACGGAAUCCAAUUCGGGGCGGGACAAUGAGGACGUUUUCUACACGGAGUCAGAGAUGGAGAGGAGACGCAUGUCCAGCACAUCGUCUGUUUCUUCCUGGAACCCCACGCCAGACUGGGUGCUCUCCUGGAAGGUUAAGCUCCCCCUGCAGACGAUCAUGCGGCUGCUGCAGGUGCUGGUUCCGCAGGUGGAGAAGAUCUGCAUUGACAAAGGCCUGACGGACGAGUCUGAGAUCCUGAAGUUCCUCCAGCACGGCACGCUGGUGGGCCUCCUGCCCGUGCCGCACCCCAUCCUGAUUCGCAAGUACCAGGCCAAUGCUGGCACCGCCACCUGGUUCCGCACCUACAUGUGGGGCGUGGUCUACCUGCGAAACGUGGAUCCUCCAAUCUGGUACGACACGGACGUCCGUCUCUUCGAGAUUCAGAGGGUGUAGAGAGGGAGGGAGGGAGGUGGCUAAAGAGAGAAACGGAGGGAACAAAGGAAAGGAGGGAGAGCGGUGGCUUAUUUGUUUAACCCAUUCCCCUUUCAACCCUAUCCUUCUGCCCUCGCAAACAACCCCAAUCCCCCUGCUCUGUGUCUCUCUGAGGAAGAUGAGGAAGAGGAAGGAAGGCCACUGGGUCUCCAGCUUGCAGGGAGAUAUCAGGCGUAACGUGCAUCUUCCUCAAUUUUUUUUGUGCUUGCUCAAACCUUUCGUGUCAAACACGAAUGGCAGGCCCUUCGGUCAGUGAGUGGAUGUUUAAAAUAACCGCCAUUCGGUUCAAAUGACGUGCCAGUCGGGUUUUCUGUGUUUGUUUCCUUUUCGUAGAGAGUUUGUAGCACUCCCGCCAUUUUAAUCCAACCAAACGAGCGGAUGUAAGCAGUCUCAAGACGUCUCUGUGGCAGUCACCUGUGCGAAACGAUCACGGAGGUCGUUCUGAGACUGCAGCUUUUUGGUGCUGUUGUCGACUGUAAGUAAGGAGAAACGAGGUCCCAUCCCAUCAUGUAGAGAGAGAGGGCAAGACAUCGCCGUAAUCUGCAAAGCAUGCUUAAAAACAGCUUCGUGUAAAUCGACUAGCAUUCAGGCAUUCCUCCGUCGUCGUGUAUCGAGCAGAGUUUAGGUGCUAAGGGGAGCGGCGGAGGCACAGGCGGAGACGCCUGAGCACCUGAGUGACGGCAACUGAACGCCGUCGACUGAAGGCGUCUAACGAAGCGGGUCAUUGUUUGUCAGGCCCUAUUCAGAGAAGCACGCCCAGCAUGAGAGCGUGCGUCCUGCGUCCAGUUCUGAUCGUCUGUUCAGUUAAAACUGCUGUUCUGACUCCUCCUGUCUGUAUAAGCUAUGGAUUCACUGUUGAGCCCAGUCAUUUACCUCAGUGGAAGGGGAAAAUAAUGUAAAACACUUAACAGGACAGGAACUCUUCUGGUAAAGGGGGGUGGGGGGGGGGUGGAAGUGGUAGAGGAAACAUUUCUUGUUCUGGAAAUGUGUAUGAUAGUGUCUUAGGUCACAAAUAUCCCUGCCUGGAACAUAUGCAUUGUUCUGGGGCAGGGGCUAGCCAAGCUAACUUUUAGUGCUCUCCCAACAUUUCAGAAAUGUUUCCGUGACAACCUGGAGACGCUGCGUGGGCGUGGCUGAAAUGUUGUUAGGCCUGUGAUUUGUCUUUUUUGUUUGCGGGGGUGAAAUGACCAGUUGAAAAAGGUAGACUAUUGUACAGUAAAAUAACAGGAUAUAUGGCUUAAUUGUUCCUUACCUAAAAAAAACCCCUCCUUUUUCAUUAGUUUUUAAUGUUAAACCUUGGAGCUGCACAGUGUUGACAGGGUUUCUGUACAUGUACACAAUGUAUGUUGUUGUAUGAAUGCAGGAAUAUUUAUCCUUUAUAAUGUGGAGAGUCUAUUAUAAAGUACUUAUAUGAACUUA
Anguilla rostrata (American eel) is the source of this 4001-nucleotide messenger RNA. RefSeq names its product protein HID1-like. NCBI's taxonomy places the organism in Eukaryota, Metazoa, Chordata, Actinopteri, Anguilliformes, Anguillidae. The coding region runs from base 126 to 2543 and encodes 805 amino acids. The transcript is spliced from 19 exons. The record is from RefSeq and is a predicted model, not a curated record. Gene Ontology annotation, cellular component: Golgi medial cisterna; Golgi trans cisterna; membrane.